This is a messenger RNA of Leptonychotes weddellii (Weddell seal), 5946 nucleotides long. RefSeq names its product carbohydrate sulfotransferase 1 (gene CHST1). NCBI's taxonomy places the organism in Eukaryota, Metazoa, Chordata, Mammalia, Carnivora, Phocidae. Gene Ontology annotation, molecular function: keratan sulfotransferase activity; N-acetylglucosamine 6-O-sulfotransferase activity. Gene Ontology annotation, cellular component: Golgi membrane. The record is from RefSeq and is a predicted model, not a curated record. Gene Ontology annotation, biological process: keratan sulfate proteoglycan metabolic process; carbohydrate metabolic process; N-acetylglucosamine metabolic process.
CUCUUGGGCCCCAUGGGGGCUGCCGUGGACUGGGCUGAGGGGAUGGGGCCCAGCUGCCAGCCCAGCUAUCUUGUUGGAGGAUGACUGGGGCUUUCCCGCUCCCAAAGGAGCAUCCCCCUGCCAGCAGUGAGGGGGGUCCUGACUCUGAAAAUGGAGCAUGGUGCCUUCCUGGGACCAGAGAACCCCAGUGGUCAGAGCUUGGAGGCCCUUAGAGUAGCUGGAUCUAUGGAAAUAUCGAGGCACAGAGGGGCCAGGGGAUGAGUCCAAGGUCACCCAGCCAGAGAAAGCAGAGGCCGUUCCUGCCUGUGAUGUUAAGUUCAGUGUUCCUUCCUCUGGGAUGAGGAAUGAGACUGGGAGGACGGGCCUUCUGGAUGAGGUGAGGCUGCGUGUUGCUGCUUGCCUCUUGGCGUGUGGGUGAAGAAGAGAGGGUGCACAGAGCAGAGGCCACAACUCGGGUGGGGGUGUCAUCACCACACCUCAAGGCAUCCUGCAACAUCACCUCCGCUGGCUGAAUCCUCACACGAGGCCACAGCUAGAGGCCCCGAAUUCCGAACCCAGCCAAGAACGCAGGGCUAAGAGGCUGUACUGCAGGAUGUGGCCACUAGAGGGCAGCAGGCAAGCCGCUGCGGUGGCUCAGCUGCAGAAAGUUCUCAGGCUGGGAGAGGAGCGGAAGGAAGAAGGGGCAGUGAGCAGAAGCCUGCCAGGCGGAGGUCUGGGCACCGCAGCCAGGAGGAGGGUCUGUCUCACUGUCAGAGUCGGUGAGAUCUGUUCUCAGGUACUUACGCGAGACACAAAGCGGACAAGACAUUUAAUGAUGAUAACGGUCGUGUACAUUUAUCGAGUGCUUACUUUAUGCCGGGCACUGUGUUAAUUAGUCCUCACAAUGUUAAAUGUGAGUCCUCACAAUGUUAAAAUGAUCCCCAUUUUUCAGGUGAGAAAACAGAGGCCCGGAGAGAUUCAGAAACCUGGCCAUCAGUGGGGCUUUUGCCAGAGCCCAUGUCCCAAGCAGGAGGCUGUGUCGUAUUCUAUGCCCGGCAUUGACUAAAUGCCUCAAAUUCUUUAAAUUCUUGCAACCGCUACUAUGGUUAUACCCAUUUUAUGGGUCGGGAAACUGAGGCUCAGAGACCGCUAGUGAAUCCAGGUCCACACACCUGCUAAGUGAUAUCCGGGUGGGUGUGGUUCCAUGGCUUGAGCCCUGAGGUCUGAAUUCCAGUUCUCCAGUGGGGAGGUGUUUUUCACUCCCACCCUGUGCCCUAAUCUGAACGUGGCUGACACUGAAAUCUGAGCUUUCUGCUGGGAGUUCACCAACUCCCCGGCCUUCCAACACAAGUUACAGAUUCUGGGCUCCUCUGUCUAAGGCUUGUCUGGAUGUUGACUACCCAGAGAUGGAGGAAGGUCAUGCCAAAGGCUGCUCAAAGCCCAGGGAGGGGCCGUGGGGCUUGCAGGUUGGCUUGGAGGACAAGGGCAUUGAAGAGUUCCUUGCAGUGGCCAGAGCUCCCCUGGGAACAUUGGGACCUGGCCCUGGGGCCUCUGGUUUCCAGGGCAGAUGCCUCCAGCAUACCAAGGAAGCUUGGCCAGUCCUGAGCCCAGCUCUGCCAGGCUGGUGGGAGAGGGGGGCGGCAUUUCUAGGAGGGUCUGACUUUCUUCGUCUUCCUGUUCCCAUGCCCUCGCUUUGCCCUCCUGGGAGGCAGGGGGAUGGCCUGUGGCUGGGCCUUUGGACACAGUCCCCUCGUGGAUGCUCAGACUAUACCUUGUGAACCCGAGUCCCACUUUCUUAGGGAUUUAUACCAUCGAGAUUCUUCAGUUACUCCUGAUUUAUUAGCCAAGGCAGCAGUUUGGAAUCCUGGCCUUAAAAGUUUCUCUGGGCUGGGGUGGGGAGAGGUGGUAGGGAGAGAAACUUAAAUGCUCCCCUGGAUGGGUGAAUUCUCCUUUUGGUACCAGAAUCUUUGAGUUAAGUGAAAUCUCUUUCAGCCUUCUGUUUCCCAUCUCAGUGGAGACCAAAGGGGAUGAAAUGUAGUGGGUCAAGGAGGAGGAUUCAAGCAUGGCCUCCAGAGCACGCUGCCUGGGCUGGAAUCUUGGCUGUACCCCUUACUAGGAGUGUGAGCUGGGGAAAUUCAUCUAACCUUGCAGAGCCUCAGCUUCCUUAUCUGUAAAAUGGGGAUAUGACAACAUCAACCACACAGGGUUAGUGUGAGGGCGAGAGGUGUUUUUCACUCCACCUUGUACCCUAAUCUGUGAUCCCCCCUGGGAUAAACAUCAUGAAUGCCCAGUAAGUGCUUGCUUCCUUCAUGUUCCCUCCGCCCCCAUAAUUCCUAGAACGGUGCCUGGAUCAUGCUCGAUAUCUGACAGAUCUUUAUGAGUAAGUACAAAGAGAGUCCAUCCUAAUGAUGUGCAUUGGGGCGUUGCAACUGUAGACCCUUACUUAAAUAACUUAAAAAUAUUACCUACACUAUUAUUAAUGGUAUUCCCUACCUGUCUUUAGAGGCAUUUGUUUUGGGGCACUUAGGCAGGGUGGGCCUGCAUUUUGCAGGAGAAUCUAAUUUAAUGCAGACAGGCAGUUUUCUCUGGUCACCUCAUCGAACCCUUUUGAUGAAGUCAGCAUUCUCUGUGGCCCUGGGGUGAGGUAGGGGUGGGAUGAGGGGUGUGGUCAGGGCUCUGGUUUUCUCUGAGGUUCCCGAGAGUCUAGACUGUGUCCUUCCCAUAUUUACUGCCACCUGGUGACAUGGUACUCUUCCCUGUAGGUACUGAGUGGAGUUUCAGACUUAAAAUAGGACUCCUAGGAUCCAGAGCCUCAGCUGGCUCACUGUCAUCUCAGCUCAAGCUCUGCGCCCCUUCCAGAGGCAACCAGACUGCUUCAGCUCUGUUUCUUCUUCGCUAAGCUGAUGGUAAAGGGGCCAGAACACUGGCCUAAGAGUCUGACACAGAGGGAUUCGAGUCUCUGCUAUUCCUUAUUUGCUUCUGCACAUUUGCUUAGUCUGUGAGCCUCAAUUUCUCCAUCUAAAAAAUGGGAGUGAGAACCCUGACCUCCCAGAGGAGGCUGUAAGGAAUAGCGUGGUGUUCGGAGUUGGCUGAGCCAGGCAGCACAGCGGGUUUGGGAAGUGAGGAUCCACGAACCACGAAGGAGUCACGCCAAAUAGCGGGAUGUGGGAAGAAUAUUCACAAAGCACAAGUUUAUCCCCUCAGCCAUGAGCCUUGAUCAACAAGACCUUGAUCAACAAGGCCAGACAGCAAAGGGAAGGAUCUGGAGGUGUUACACUACAGAUCGUCUGUACCCUUGUAAUACCUGGUCUCUCUCUUGCCAAUUUACACACAGGCCCGGGACAUUAAUCGAAUGCAUGUUUGAAGGCCAAGUGCAUGUAAGCUGGAGGAACAAGGUCAAAUCUCCUCAGAGGGAAAGAGCGUGGGCUCUGGGGAACCUGUGAGAUGUGCGUUAAACCAAGCAUGUGAGCUCAGGCAGGUCACCCCACUCUCUGUGCCUCAGCUUCCUCGCCUGUGAAAUGGAGCUAAUCCUGGCUUCCACAUGAAGCUCCUGUGAGGAAUAAAUGAGCGAAUGCAGUUUUAGGUAGCCGUUCUCCUCUCUGGUGUGGUUGGAAGAAGAGCCUCCCGCCCCAGCUGUCCCUUCCGAGCGGGCGUCGGUGUCUGGGCUUUCUACACGGAACUGCCAUUUCCACCUGGAGGUCUGGGUCUAUUGCUCACAGGGCCUCUGCACAGGCUGGGACUGCCAGCUAGGCCAGGAGACCUGGCAGCUGCGGACUCCCCAGCUCGGAGCAGCCCCUCUUUGACCUCGCAUGGUGGAGAAGCAGCCCCAUGAAGGUGCCUAGCCAUGCAAUGUUCCUGGAAGGCCGUCCUCCUCCUUGCCCUGGCCUCCAUCGCCAUACAGUACACCGCCAUUCGCACCUUCACCGCCAAGUCCUUCCACACCUGCCCGGGGCUGGCGGAGGCGGGGCUGGCCGAGCGGCUUUGCGAGGAGGGCCCCACCUUCGCCUACAACCUCUCGCGCAAGACCCACAUCCUCAUCCUGGCCACCACGCGCAGCGGCUCCUCCUUCGUGGGCCAGCUCUUCAACCAGCACCUGGACGUCUUCUACCUGUUCGAGCCCCUCUAUCACGUCCAGAACACGCUCAUCCCCCGCUUUACCCAGGGCAAGAGCCCCGCGGACCGGCGGGUCAUGCUGGGCGCCAGCCGCGACCUCCUGAGGAGCCUCUAUGACUGUGACCUCUACUUCUUGGAGAACUACAUCAAGCCGCCGCCCGUCAACCACACCACCGACAGGAUCUUCCGCCGCGGGGCCAGCAGGGUGCUGUGCUCCCGCCCCGUGUGCGACCCCCCGGGCUCCCCCGAGCUGGUGCUGGAGGAGGGGGACUGCGUGCGCAAGUGCGGCCUGUUGAACUUGACGGUGGCCGCUGAGGCCUGUCGCGAGCGCAGCCACGUGGCCAUCAAGACGGUGCGGGUGCCCGAGGUUAACGACCUGCGGGCCCUGGUUGAAGACCCCCGGUUAAACCUCAAGGUCAUCCAGCUGGUCCGAGACCCGCGCGGCAUCCUGGCCUCCCGCAGCGAGACGUUCCGCGACACCUACCGCCUGUGGCGCCUCUGGUACGGCACCGGGAGGAAGCCCUACAACCUGGAUGUGACGCAGCUGACCACGGUGUGCGAGGACUUCUCCAACUCCGUGUCCACCGGCCUCAUGCGGCCCCCGUGGCUCAAGGGCAAGUACAUGUUGGUGCGCUACGAGGACCUGGCCAGGAACCCCAUGAAGAAGACCGAGGAGAUCUACGGUUUCCUGGGGAUCCCCCUGGACAGCCACGUGGCCCGCUGGAUCCAGAACAACACGCGGGGCGACCCCACCUUGGGCAAGCACAAAUACGGCACCGUGCGAAACUCGGCGGCCACGGCCGAGAAGUGGCGCUUCCGCCUCUCCUACGACAUUGUGGCCUUCGCCCAGAACACUUGCCAGCGGGUGCUGGCGCAGCUGGGCUACAAGAUGGCCACGUCGGAGGAGGAGCUCAAGAACCCCUCCAUCAGUCUGGUGGAGGAGCGGGACUUCCGCCCUUUCUCGUGACAAGGGCUCCGUGGGCGGGGGUGAGGGGCACAUGGUGUCAGUUUUGAUAAAAUGGACCGUUUUUAACUGUUGCCUUAUUUCCCCCUCCCUCUCCCGCCCGGUCUUUGUGUCCUUCCUGCCCCCCGACCCCCAACAGGCCCCGCCCCCCCUUCCUUCUGCCUCUUUUUGUCCCUGAAAUUUGCACUAUGUCUUGGACAGGAAUCACUGGGGCGGAGGGGGCAUGAAGCGGGGUAGAGCCCCCAGCUCAUCCCAUUCAGACACACGGCUGUUGGGUCUCUGCGUGGAUGGUGACAAUGUUUACAAGCACCACACUCACACAUUCACAUACGCACACAUGCACACACAUGGGCGACCACGAGGAGAGGUACCCCCAAACCAUGGAACUUCUGCAGCAUUUCCAGUGGCCCAGUGGUCAGGGUAUGGUAGUUUUGCACUGUCUUACUUCCACAAGGUAAGAGGUUAAAAACAAAAAGGUCACCUCUCUCUAAUUUAUGAAUGGUGUUUAAUCCCUCCCCAUCCUGCUUCCUGCCCCCAAUGCCCACUGCCCCCCUUGGAGCAGAGAACCUGCCCCCCACUCUCCCCCCGCCACGCCCACCCCAGCCUGCCCUUGCCUGCCGGCGAGCAGGUUUUUACUGUGAGGUGAAUGUGGACCUUGUUUAUUUUUUUCCAGUCUGUGGCGAUGCUGUCUGUUUGUCCGUCUGAGUCUUGUGGCUGCCUCUGGACCAGUGAUGGCUGAUAAAUCUUAAGGGUUUCUGAUUGAUCUUGGGGUCCAUCUGUGAUAUUUCUUUGUGCCAAAAAGAAAAAAAAAAAAAAGAGUGGAUCAGUUCGCUAAAUGAACAUUGAAAUGCUUCAUCUGUGUUUUCUGUAAAUAAAAGAGUGCAAUAAUA